Messenger RNA from Fibroporia radiculosa, 486 nucleotides. RefSeq lists its product as uncharacterized. Bases 1 to 486 code for a protein of 161 amino acids. Gene Ontology annotation, biological process: proton transmembrane transport. The transcript is spliced from 7 exons. Gene Ontology annotation, molecular function: proton-transporting ATPase activity, rotational mechanism. Gene Ontology annotation, cellular component: proton-transporting V-type ATPase, V0 domain. The record is from RefSeq and is a predicted model, not a curated record. Lineage: Eukaryota; Fungi; Basidiomycota; Agaricomycetes; Polyporales; Fibroporiaceae.
AUGUCUGUCUGUCCACCAUAUGCGCCCUUCUUUGGGUUUGGGGGGGUAGCAUCUGCCAUGAUCUUUAGCACUGUUGGCGCAGCGUUUGGGACAUCGAAGGCAGGCAUUGGAAUUGCAGGACUUGGGACAUUCAAGCCUGAGUUAAUCAUGAAGUCUCUCAUUCCGGUGGUCAUGUCCGGCAUCAUUGCAGUGUAUGGACUGGUCGUCUCGGUGCUCAUCGCUGGUGGACUACGACCGAACGAUUACUCCUUAUACGCUGGCUUUAUCCACCUAGGUGCUGGUCUUGCUUGUGGGCUUACUGGGCUAGCCGCCGGCUACGCCAUCGGAUUUGUAGGCGAUUCGUGCGUACGUGCAUACGUACAUGAAUCAAAAGUAUUUGUGGCCAUGGUAUUGAUCCUGAUCUUCGGAGAGGUGUUGGGACUGUAUGGACUGAUCGUGGCUCUUAUCAUGAAUUCUCGAGCAACGGAGGCACCAUCAUGUACAUAA